AUAGAAACAUGCCCCUUUUGCUGUUGGAACGCCCCUUGCUUUCGAUACGCCCCGUACUCCACUGUGCAGAGACUUCCAACUCGGAGAUCUACUGGUGCGAGGAGGAUCAGACAGAAGGGCCUCGCUAGAGCACCGUCAUUGCAGGAUUUGUUACACAGCUGCGUGGCACCAUGAACGGGCAGCUGGACCUAAGUGGGAAGCUGAUUAUCAAAGCCCAGCUGGGCGACGACAUCCGACGCAUCCCCAUCCACAAUGAGGACAUUACCUAUGACGAGCUGCUGCUCAUGAUGCAACGCGUCUUCAGGGGAAAGCUGCAGAGCUCUGACGAGGUCACCAUCAAGUACAAAGAUGAAGACGAUGACCUCAUCACCAUUUUUGACAGCUCCGACCUCUCUUUUGCCAUCCAGUGUAGCAGGAUACUGAAACUUACACUUUUCGUAAAUGGACAGCCAAGACCAUUGGAGUCCAGCCAGGUGAAGUACCUGAGGAGGGAGCUGAUUGAGCUGAGGAACAAAGUCAACAGCCUGCUGGACAGCCUUGAGCCUCCGGCUGAGCCUGGAUUUACUGCCAGUGAGCCUGACAGCGAUGCAGUGGACGGGCGGGAUCGCAAAGCUGUGGCUCCUGACUCCGCGGCAAAGCCGCCGGUUCCAGUCAGUGCUGCCAGUAUGUCGGCUUUUGACCCCCUGAAGAACCAGGAUGAAGUCAACAAAAAUGUAAUCUCCGCCUUCGGGCUCACUGAGGACCAGGUCUCAGGCCCUCCCAGUGGCCCGGCUGAAGAACGUUCCGGCACCCCGGACAGCAUCGCCUCGUCCUCCUCUGCUGCCCACCAACCUGGUGUGCCCCCCCAGCCCCAGGCCCCCUACACUGCCCCCCCAGCCCAGCAGCAGCCCCCUGCAGCCAUGGACGGCCAGGUGUACCCGCAGUACCAAGCCCCAGGUGGAUACCCACCCCAGCAGCCAGCUGCUCCUCCACAGCCGCAAUAUGGCAUGCAGUACCCAGCUGGUUACACCCCCCAGCCCGGAGGCCCCCAGCAACAGCAGCAAUUCCAGAACUACACCCCGCCCACAUCUCAGGCUGCCGCCCCAGCACCCGGAUUUGCUGGCCAGCAGCAGGCCCCACCCCAGGGCACCCAGCAGUACCCCCCUGGGGCCUUCCCCCCACAAAACUACACCUCUCAAGCCUCCCAGCCUGCUAAUUAUAACAUGCCCCCCACCUCCCAGCCUGCUAUUGCCCCCACCCAACCUGGUGCUGCCUAUCAGCCCCGCCCAGGUUACACCCCUCCCCCAGGUAGCACAGUGACCCCACCCCCAGGUGCUGCUAACCCAUAUGCCCGUAACCGCCCCCCAUACGGGCAGGGCUACACCCAACCAGGCCCAGGAUACCGGUAAGACCUAAAAAUAUAUAUGCACCUCCGAGCAUCCUGGAUCAUCUUAUAAAACUUGGAGAACAGUGAACUUUGUUGACCCACAUACUUAAAUUUCUCCUUUCAAAAUUCAAAGAAAAAUAAAUAACCCCAAUACAAUACAAGCUAUUGUCGAUCUGUAAAAGCGGAUCACCCUCUGUGUCUUACUUUCGAGUUAAGCAGUAUGCGUGCACUGAUGGGAGAUCAGACAGGAUGUGUAAUGUUGGGUAUUUGCUUAGGUUUUUCACUUCUUUCCGCAGUUGUAGUAAUUGUAUACAAGAAAUAAACUUUUUUUUUUUUUCCUCCCCCUUUUGUUUUUUUGAAAACACUACGGUAGUAUGUAUCAUAAAUCAUUAUUGGGAGAUCUGAAGGUGUUGCAUUGUAAGUUAGCUGUAAGUCUAGAUCACUAUUCUUUGCUUUUACUAAUAUUUGAAUCAAGAUUCCACAUUAAAAGUAAUGUUAAUUGUUAUGUAUAAACGGUAGCAUUCUAUUGGAAAGCUAAUAAAGGCAUUGAAACCCUGUU
This is a messenger RNA of Conger conger (European conger), 1925 nucleotides long. RefSeq names its product trafficking from ER to golgi regulator (gene tfg). The record is from RefSeq and is a predicted model, not a curated record. The transcript has 8 exons. Gene Ontology annotation, biological process: endoplasmic reticulum to Golgi vesicle-mediated transport; COPII vesicle coat assembly. Lineage: Eukaryota; Metazoa; Chordata; Actinopteri; Anguilliformes; Congridae. Gene Ontology annotation, molecular function: identical protein binding. Bases 171 to 1388 code for a protein of 405 amino acids. Gene Ontology annotation, cellular component: endoplasmic reticulum exit site.